AUGCCUCCCAAGAAGCAAGUUGUAGAGGAGAAGAUCCUCCUCGGUCGUCCGGGAAAUAACUUGAAGAGUGGUAUCGUCGGUCUUGCCAACGUUGGCAAGUCGACUCUGUUCCAGGCUAUCACCAAAUGUAGUCUUGGUAACCCUGCCAACUUCCCUUAUGCUACCAUUGACCCGGAAGAAUCCCGUGUCUUGGUUCCAGAUGAGCGGUACGACUGGCUGUGCAAGAAGUACAAUCCCAAGUCGCGUGUGCCCGCUCAUUUGACCAUCUAUGAUAUUGCUGGUCUGACGAGAGGCGCGUCAACCGGUGCAGGUCUGGGUAACGCUUUUCUGUCACACAUUCGAGCUGUCGACGCUAUUUUCCAAGUCGUCCGAUGCUUCGAUGAUGCCGAGAUUAUUCACGUCGAGGGUGACGUUAACCCCGUCAGAGAUUUAGAUAUCAUCGCAGAGGAGCUGCGACUAAAGGAUAUCGAGUUCGUCGAGAAAGCUAUAGAGAACUCCAAGAAGAAGACCCGCGUAGGUGGUCAAAGCCUGGAAUUGAAGAAGGCUAAAGAGGAAGAAGCCACUAUAGAAAAAAUCCUCGCGUGGCUGAAGGAUGGGAAAGAUGUUCGGAAAGGCGCCUGGACCCCAAAGGAGGUCGAGGUUAUCAACACUCUUUUUCUUCUUUCCGCAAAACCAGUAGUAUACCUAGUCAACUUGUCAGAGAAGGACUAUACUCGCAAGAAGAACAAGCAUCUCGCCAAGAUUGCUGAGUGGAUGAAGGAGCACGCCGCGGGCGAUCCUAUUCUACCCAUCUCCGUAUCAUUUGAGGAACGUCUCACGCACUUCGGCUCUGAUGAAGAAGCUGCUGAAGAAUGCAAGAAGCUCGGUAUCGAGUCGGCAUUGCCUAAAAUCAUCACAACGAUGCGGAAGGCAUUGAAUCUUGGUAGCUUUUUCACAACCGGUACCGACGAGGUAAGGCAAUGGACCAUCCGGCUUGGUACCAAGGCACCACAGGCUGCCGGUGUUAUCCACACGGAUUUCGAAAAGACCUUUAUUCAGGCUGUAGUAUACAACUUCAGCACACUCAAGGAAUUGGGUGACGAGGCCGAAGUCAAGGCCAAGGGUAAGGUUAUGACCAAGGGCAAAGACUACGUAGUAGAAGACGGCGAUAUUUUAUUGAUCAAGGCCGGCGCUGCCAAAGGCUAG
This is a messenger RNA of Daldinia childiae, 1185 nucleotides long. RefSeq names its product Obg-like ATPase 1. Gene Ontology annotation, cellular component: cytoplasm. The coding region runs from base 1 to 1185 and encodes 394 amino acids. Lineage: Eukaryota; Fungi; Ascomycota; Sordariomycetes; Xylariales; Hypoxylaceae. Gene Ontology annotation, molecular function: ATP hydrolysis activity; ATP binding; GTP binding. The record is from RefSeq and is a predicted model, not a curated record. The transcript has 3 exons.